Molecule: messenger RNA, 2152 nt
Organism: Lagopus muta (rock ptarmigan)
Lineage: Eukaryota; Metazoa; Chordata; Aves; Galliformes; Phasianidae
Exons: 2
Coding region: 837-1358 (173 amino acids)
Source: RefSeq, a predicted model, not a curated record
AAGGAAAAAAAAAAUAGAGAACAGAGCACCUGAGGCUGUGCUCUGGCCCCCACCCAGAAAGGACAUGAAAAGGGCCAGAAAAUCAACCCUAUGCCAUUGCUGUGGGGAAAGAAAACUUCACGGUGUGCCUCUUUUCCCUCAUGCUUCAUAGCAAUGGAAAACCACAUUUCCUGCAGUGUCGCAGAACCCAACUUUGCUGAUGGGCUGCUGGGUGCCCAGGGAGGUAUGGGGGGCACAUGCAUCCACGCAUGCACUCACUGUAUGUGGUGACACUGCAGAUGAGCCCAGAGGUGCUCAGUACACUCCAGGACAACCUGGAUUUGUUCAGGGAGCUCGGUAAGCCAUCUAUUGUGGCCCAGGAUAUAGUGGGAUGUGCUUAGGGUGCAGCAGGCUACACUGGAAAGUCCCUGGGGAACCCUUAGAGUGCACUAAGGAGCUCAGGGAAUAUUGUAGAGUGCUCCAGAGUCCACUUUGGCAUUCUUGUAAGCCUCUGGGACUCAGUGGAAAGCUUAUAGGGCUCUGGAAGUCCAUUAAUGUGCCCUAGAGUAUGUUGGGUCACAGAGUUUUUUUUGUGCCUUGAAUUAUACUACACCUCGGAGUAGAAUAAUUAGAUCCAAUAUCCCAGAGCCACUGUUGAUAGUGAAUCCAUGAUCAUGAGUCUGAGUUGUAUUCAGGAGUUACUCCAAGAUGAGGAACUGCUACUGGUCCUCAAACAGGUAGGAGUCUUUAAUUAACACAUAAUAUAGUGUUCCUUUUUCAGCUUCCCACCCCCAGUCUGUGGCAGCAUGCAGUCUGAUUCAAUGCGUUUGAAAAUAUUUCAUGAUUGUUAGGUGACAAUGGUAGCAGAACACUGGGCCAGUGCAGGAGGAAGAGAGGGGGAAGAAAGGGGGAAAACACCAAGGAGGAAAGGGGGAGGGCAUUUUGAGCUCCUGCAGUGGGAAGAGCUUGAGCAAUUGGUGCAGUCCAUGCAGCCCUAUAGAAUUGGAGAGUGUCAAGGACAGCCCCCUAGCCCCAGGCUGCAGCUGGAUGAGCUUCCUCUGUGUGCCCAGACUGUGGGCUGUGCAGCUGUGCUUGGCUGCACUGCUCCAGCUGAGAGCCCUCUGCCUGCACUGCAGCUGCAUCCCUGCUUCUUUGCCUCCCACACAAAGCCCCAGGGGUUAUCCUGCAGGUCCGUGUUCACCCUCAGAAUGCUGGGUCUACAAGGCUUGUUACAUUGUGUGCUGUACCAGCCUGGCCAGUGCAUAGUACAGAGCCCAAGUGGACGAGAACCCUUAACAACCUUGCCUCCAACAACCAACCUCAUUCCCAGUGACAAAUCUUGCCCCUCAACACCACCUCACCGCAUUGUCACUCCCUGAUGUUCCUCUGAAUAUCUCCUCAACAGUGUCACACCCCAGCAUCACUCCUCAACAUCAAGCAUCACCACAACAAUGUCAGUCUCCAGCAUCAUUCCCUGAUGUCCCCCUCGGUAAUACCCCAUCAUCACUAUAGUGCCACCUCCACAGUGAGCUGGAAAGCACAGCAGUGAUAGCAGAGCAGCCAAGCUCUAGGUUGCAGCAAAUGAAGACCAGCUCUAACACAGCAUUGAUAAGCACAUUCACAAAAGGAAACCAAACUGCUCCUCCCAGGAAGGCCUCAGGUUGGCAGGAACCCACAGCAAAAGCCCUACUGUUUUCAAUGCCAGCCCAAAAAUGAGGGCUGGGAAGGAGUGGAUCCUGGCUCCACCCCUUCAUCACUCAGCAACAUUGCAUACACCUGAGCUCCCUGGAUUGGCCCUGCCUUCCCACCAGGCGCUCUAUCACUGUUCAAGCCAUGACUUAACAUCGCCACUACAUCCUCAACAUCAUCCUAACAACGUUACCCUAACAGUGUUACCCCACUGUCACUCCCUGGUAUCACCUCAACUUCUCUGGUGUCACCCCACAGCAUAACUCCAACAUCAUUCCUGCUCUCCCCCCAGACUGUCCCCUCUAUCUCUCCAUCCCUCCCCACAUGCCAUCCCUAUCUGUACAUCCCCCCCAUCCCCCUACUGUCCCCUUGCUGCUCCCUGUCCCUCCAUCCCUUCCCUGCCCCCCAUCCCCUUCUGUACAGCCCCCUGUCCCCUGUGUCCCCCGUGCCCACCUGCUGACAUUGGCCCCCAGCUACAGUGUAG